Hypanus sabinus (Atlantic stingray) is the source of this 3629-nucleotide messenger RNA. RefSeq lists its product as uncharacterized. The transcript is spliced from 2 exons. The coding region runs from base 2082 to 2990 and encodes 302 amino acids. Lineage: Eukaryota; Metazoa; Chordata; Chondrichthyes; Myliobatiformes; Dasyatidae. The record is from RefSeq and is a predicted model, not a curated record.
AAGGACAACAGUCAGCAGGAAGUGAGGUGUAGCCCGUCCAGCCCAGUGGGACGGGUUCAGACCGUUCACCGCAGGAUCCCUGCAGGUCAGAGAUCGCUAUCCCCCCACCCCAUUGCCCGGAUACACGGUGGGCACUUUUAACCCAGUUGACCUCAGAGGCAAAUAAGGAGCAGGAAUCCAGAUAGAGAUUUGGGGGCUUAAGAGGGGCCAAACGUAUAAAAGGCGUUUGAAGGCCCUGGGCCUGCACUCAGUGUUCAGAAGAUUGAGCGGGGAUCUUGUUGAAAUCCAUCAAUUGUUGAAAGUCUUAGAUAGUGGAUGUGGAGAGGAUGUUUCCUAUAGUGCGGAGUCUAGGACCAGACGACACAGAUAGAGUGGAUGUGGAGAGUAUGUUUCCCAUAGUGGGGGAGUCUAUGACCAGAGGACACAGCCUCAGAAUAGAUGGAUGUCCACUUAGAGCAGAGAUGAGGAGAAAUUUCUUUAGCAGAGGGUGGUGAAUCUGUGGAAUUCAUUGCCACAGAUGCCAGGUCAUUGGGUUUAUUUAAAAUGGAGGGUGAUGGGUUUGCUUAGUCAGGACUCUAAAGGCUUUGGGGAGAGAGCAGGUGGAAGAAUGGAGUUGAGAAGAAUAGUAAAUCAGCCAUAAGGAAAUGGUGGAGCAGGCCAGGCCAUUCAGCCCAUGGUCUGCUCCACCUUUCCAUCGUGGCUGAUUUGUGUCUUGUAGUCUUAUGGCAGGACGGAGAGCGUGAGAUGAGCCAUUUACAGACAGAGGGGGCAGGAGGGACCGGGUGCAGACAGAAGGGUGGGAAAAGGGUAGCAUGGCCCAGACGGAGGCAGCAGAAUCGAGGCAAAAGCCUGGGGUGAAUGGGAGGGGCCAGGUGGAUUGCGGGCGCUGGUAGGUUGUGGGCAAGGGAUGAGUCAGGUACAGAUGGACGAGGCAGAUGAGGCAGACACAGACUGAUGGGGCAGGAGAGAUCAAAUAGGGAGGAGCCAGGCCAGGGAGGGUGUCCGGACUAAGGGGUACAAGGGCAAUGUAGAACAAGCGCAGGGGCUGAGGCCUGGGGCAGAUCACCAAAACCACGUUGAACAGUGGGCCAGGCUUGAUGGGCUGAAUGGCCAGCUCCUGCUUGUACUUUCUCGUAUUUCUUCGUUCAUCCAAUCGUUGGAGGAAGCAGAUCACCUGAGCACACUGGCUUGAGAAGGCGGGGGUAUCGGGGGCGUGGCGGGUGACGGGGACGUGGCGGGUGACGGGGACGUGGCGGGUGACGGGGACGUGGCGGGUGACGGGGACGUGGCGGGUGACGGGGACGAGGCGGGUGACGGGGACGAGGCGGGUGUCGGGGACGAGGCGGGUGACGGGGACGAGGCGGGUGACGGGGACGAGUCGGGUGUCGUGGACGAGUCGGGGGUAUCGGGGGCGUGGCGGGUGUCGGGGACGAGGCGAGUGUCGGGGGCGUGUCGGGUUUCGGGGGCAUGGUGGGUGUCGGGGACGAGUCGGGGGUAUCAGGGGCGUGGCGGGUGUUGGGACGAGGUGGGUAUCGGGGGCGUGGCGAGCGAGGGACGAGGUGGGUGACGGGGACGUGGCGGGUGACGGGGACGUGGUGGGUGUCGGGGACGUGGCGGGUGACGGGGACGUGCCGGGUGUCGGGGACGUGGCGGGUGUCGGGGACGAGGUGGGUGUCGGGGACGAGGCGGGUGUCGGGACGAGGCGGGUGUUGGGACGAGGCGGGGGUAUCGGGGGCGUGGCGGGUGUCAGGACGAGGUGGGUGUCGGGGACGAGGCGGGUGUCGGGGACGAGGUGGGUGUCGGGACGAGGCGGGUGUUGGGACGUCGGGGGUAUCGGGGGCGUGGCGGGUGUCAGGACGAGGUGGAUGUUGGGGGGGGUCAGGGACGUGGCGGGUGUCGGGGACGAGGUGGGUGUCGUGAUGUGGCGGGUGUCGGGGACGAGGGGGGUGUCGGGGACGAGGGGGGUGUCGGGGAUGUGGCGGGUGUCCGGACGAGGCGGGUGUCCGGACGAGGCGGGUGACAGGGGGGGUCAGGGAUGAGGUGGGUGUUGGGGGACGAGGCAGGUGACGGGGGGGUCAGGGAUGAGGUGGGUAUCAGGGGACGAGGCGGGUGACGGGGACGUGGCGGGUGGCGGGUGCCGGGGGUGUCGGGACGAGGCGGGUGUCGGGGACGAGGCGGGUGACAGGGACGUGGCGGGUGUCAGGACGAGGCGGGUGACGGGGGUUGUCGGGGACGAGGCGGGUGUCGGGACGAGGUGGGUGACGGGGGUUGUCGGGACGAGGUGGGUGUCGGGGGCGUGGCGAGCGAGGGACGAGGUGGGUGUCGGGGACGUGGCGGGUGACGGGGACGUGCCGGGUGUCGGGGACGUGGCGGGUGUCGGGGACGAGGCGGGUGUCGGGACGAGGCGGGUGUUGGGACGAGUCGGGGGUAUCGGGGGCGUGGCGGGUGUCGGGGACGAGGCGAGUGUCGGGGGCGUGUCGGGUUUCGGGGGCAUGGUGGGUGUCGGGGACGAGUCGGGGGUAUCAGGGGCGUGGCGGGUGUUGGGACGAGGUGGGUAUCGGGGGCGUGGCGAGCGAGGGACGAGGUGGGUGACGGGGACGUGGCGGGUGACGGGGACGUGGUGGGUGUCGGGGACGUGGCGGGUGUCGGGGACGAGGUGGGUGUCGGGGACGAGGUGGGUGUCGGGACGAGGCGGGUGUUGGGACGAGGCGGGGGUAUCGGGGGCGUGGCGGGUGUCAGGACGAGGUGGGUGUCGGGGACGAGGUGGGUGUCGGGACGAGGCGGGUGUUGGGACGUCGGGGGUAUCGGGGGCGUGGCGGGUGUCAGGACGAGGUGGAUGUUGGGGGGGUCAGGGACGUGGCGGGUGUCGGGGACGAGGUGGCUGUCGUGAUGUGGCGGGUGUCGGGGACGAGGGGGGUGUUGGGGACGAGGGGGGUGUCGGGGACGAGGCGGGUGUCCGGACGAGGCGGGUGUCCGGACGAGGCGGGUGACAGGGGGGGUCAGGGAUGAGGUGGGUGUUGGGGGACGAGGCGGGUGACGGGGGGGUCAGGGAUGAGGUGGGUAUCAGGGGACGAGGCGGGUGACGGGGACGUGGCGGGUGGCAGGUGCCGGGGGGGUCAGGGACGAGGUGGGUGACAGGGGUGUCGGGACGAGGUGGGUGUCGGGAACGAGGCGGGUGACAGGGACGUGGCGGGUGUCGGGACGAGGCGGGUGACGAGGGUUGUCGGGGACGAGGUGGGUGAUGGGGGGGUCCGGGACAAGGCGGGUGACGGGGGGUUGUCGGGAGACGGGGGGGUGUCGGCUGACAGGGGUUGUCGGGACGAGGUGGGUGACGGGGGUUGUUGAGACGAGGUGGGUGACGGGGGUGUCAGGGACGAGGCGGGUGUCGGGACGAGGCGGGUGUCGGGACGAGGCGGGUGUCGGGACGAGGUGGGUGAUGGGGGUUGUCGGGACGAGGUGGGUGUCGGGGGCGUGGCGAGCGAGGGACGAGGUGGGUGUCGGGGACGUGGCGGGUGACGGGGACGUGCCGGGUGUCGGGGACGUGGCGGGUGUCGGGGACGAGGUGGGUGUCGGGGACGAGGCGGGUGUCGGGACGAGGCGGGUGUUGGGACGAGGCGGGUGUUGGGACG